AUGUCGACUCCAACUAGCCAGAGCGGCGAAGAAGCCAUCACGCCCCGGCCACGAGGCCGCUGCUCCUUUCUGAGCGACCCCUGGACCCAAAUCAUCAUAGUCUCCUUCAUCUCGUUUUGCAACCCGGGCAUGUACAAUGCCCUCACUGGCAUGGGCGGAUCCGGGCAGGUCGACGGAACCGUGGCCGCCAACGCCAACGUCGCCACGCACGCCUGCACCGCCGGCGCCGCCCUGCUGCUCGUGGGCACCUUGUACCGGCACCUCGGCCCGCGCGCGUCGCUGGCCCUCGGCGGCUGGACCUAUGCCCUGUACGCCGGCGCGCUCCUGCACUAUACCCGGACCGGCAACGGAGCCUUUGUGGUUGCGGCGGGCGCGCUGCUCGGCGUCGGCGCCGCGUUUUUCUGGGUCGCGCAGGGGACCGUCAUGGUCACGUACACGACGGACCGCACACGAGGACGCGCGAUUGGCCUGUUUUGGGUCAUUUUCAACCUCGGCGGUGCGGUGGGCUCCCUGGCCAGCUUUGGCCUCAACUUUCGUUCCGAGUCGGCCACGGUCACGGACUCGACGUACAUUGCGUACAUUGUCGUGAUGCUGUUUGGAUGGGCCCUCUCAGGGCUUGUCGUCUCGGCCGAACAGCUAUCGGACAAGUAUACCGGCACCAGGAUGAUGAUGCGCGAGGCGAAGCAGCAGGUGACGUGGGCAAACAUGCGAGACACGCUGGCGGAAACGACACGAGUGGUGCUGAGCUGGAGGAAUCUGUGCUUGUACCCCAUGUUCUUCACCGCCAAUGUCUUUUACUCGUAUCAGCAAAACAAUGUCAAUGGCUCGACCUUUACGCUGCGAACCAGAUCCCUCAACGGGGCCCUGUACUGGAUGGCGCAGAUGCUCGGCGGCCUGCUCAUGGGCAUCGUCCUCGAUUCCGGCUACUUGCAAAGGCCAGCCCGCGCGCGAGCCGGCUGGCUGCUGUUGCUGGUGUCGGGCAUGGCGAUUUGGGGCGGAGGCUACCGCUUCCAGCUGUGGAACGAUGCGCGGAUGCGCCUCGGCCACAAGCAAGACAUCGACUACACGGACGGCGGCGUCUUUCUCGGCCCCAUGUUCCUCUACAUCUUGUACGGGGCGUACGACUCGUUUUGGCAGGCGUUUUGCUACUGGAUUAUCGGCGCACAGUCGCGCAGCGCCGUGGUCAACGCGGUCGUGGUCGGCGCGUACUCGGCGCUGAAGCCGGCGGGGGGCGCCAUGGCCUGGCGGAUCAAUGCGCAGGGGUACUCGGCCAUGACGCAGCUGGCCAUGAACUGGGGAUUGACGGUGGCAAGUCUGUUGGUGGCUGUUCCUACGGUUCUUGUCACUGGAAAAGAGCCUCCUCCUUCUGAGGCUGAUUCCUCUGUAGUGGAGGAGGAGGUUGGGGAAGAGAAGCUUUAG
Messenger RNA from Beauveria bassiana ARSEF 2860, 1419 nucleotides. RefSeq names its product UNC93-like protein. The coding region runs from base 1 to 1419 and encodes 472 amino acids. The record is from RefSeq and is a predicted model, not a curated record. The transcript has a single exon. Lineage: Eukaryota; Fungi; Ascomycota; Sordariomycetes; Hypocreales; Cordycipitaceae.